UUUUUGUUCAUAGGCCAUAGUCAUACUCAUAGUCAUGUAUUUCAAACAAACCCUCAAAAUAGUAAGCUCCAGCUUCGAAAGCAAAAUCUACUUCCUUUUGGCCCUUACAUAGGAGUUUCUCUCCAGUCACUACCCUCUCUUCUCUCUUCUCUCACUCUUUUUAAGCUCCUUCUUUAGUAAUCUUGAAUUGAAUAAAUUAUCCACUCUCUCUCUCUCUCUCUCUCUCUCUCUCGUGAAGAAACUCCCAAUGGCAUUUGCUGACAGGUGAUAAAACAGCUAAGAAGCUAAAUUGGGUCAGAUUUUAAGGUCAGGAUAAGCUAAAGUAGAAGAAGAAUCUAAGAAAGUUAGAGAUUUUAUGGACUGGAACUCGAAAGCACCUUCUUGGGAAUUUACUGAACUAGAACAAGAAACUUUCUCCAACUUAGGCACUGUUAAUGGGUCUAAUAACCACUUUGGAGAUUAUAAUAAGACUAUCAGAGAGGAUUUCUCAGUAGAUUUGAAGCUGGGCCAGGUGGGAAAUUCUGGCAAUAAUGAGUUAGUGGAUACAACAUGGAAGGAGUCAGGGCUUCCAAGACAUGCUUCUUCUACUUCUUCACCCUCAGGAUCUACGAAAAGGUCUCGAGGAUCUUACAAUGGAUCUCAAGCAGUUUCAUGCCUUGUUGAUGGGUGCAAUGCUGAUCUUAGUACUUGUAGGGAUUACCAUAGACGCCAUAAGGUCUGUGAGCUCCAUUCUAAGACUCCUCAGGUCACAAUUGGUGGGGAGAAGCAAAGAUUCUGCCAGCAGUGCAGCAGGUUCCAUUCGCUGGAGGAAUUCGAUGAAGGAAAGAGAAGCUGCAGAAAACGUCUCGAUGGACACAACAGAAGGCGAAGGAAGCCUCAACCAGAACCCUUCUCACGCUAUGGUAGCUUAAUGUCCAACUAUUCAGGUACUCAGAUGUUACCAUUUUCAUCGUCACUCGUUUACCCCUCUACCGCUGUUGUGAACCCCAACUGGGGAGGAUGUGUAGUCAAAGCGGAGGCAGACUCCGGUCUCCAUAACCAUCAUCAACAACAGCUACCCUUUCUUGAUAAACAUAACAUGUUUCUAGGACCAACCUCUCCCAACAACAGCAAUGCAAACUACAAAGGAGGAGAUGGCAGCAGCAACAAGUUAUUCCCAAUUUUGCAAGGACACAGUCCUGGAGUUUCAGCAUGCCAUCCCCUUCUACUGAGGACAUUUCCUUCAUUGUCACAAUGUAAUGAGGUGCCUAGGAGCAAAUUGUUCUAUGACAGGCUAUUAACAUCAACAACUAGUACUACUUCUUCUACAACAGCACAACAAAUCCAUAACUCGGAUUGUGCUCUCUCUCUUCUGUCAUCACCGUCACCGCAGGCGCAGACACCUGAGAUGGGUUUGGGACACAACAUAAUGUCACACCUUAGCUCCUCAAUCUCAAUGGUAGGGCAGCACCCCACCCUGCAGACAAAUAAUCAUGGUUCAGAGCCUUUCAUGAGUUCAGUUUUGAUCACUAAUGGAAGUAGUGGCAAUGCUGAUGUCCACUGUUCUGGGAUGUUUAGCAUGGGAUCUGAUGGUCAUGAACCCCAUCAAACUCUCCCUUCUCACUGGGAUUAGUAAGAAGAAAAGAUUGGAAAAAGAAAAAGAGAAAAAAAAUGUUGAAGAUUUCUAUGACCAUUAUGGGACAUGAAUUUGUAUCGUCUCCUUCAUAAUUUUUAUGGUGCCACCAUAAUUGUGACUUUAACCUUUGGCUAAAUUUUCUUUUCUUUUGGUAUGAAUAUCUCCAAGAAAUUUUUGUUUUUGGAGCUUUUUAGGUUUGAUCUUUUGGGAAUUAGUACUAGCUUGGAAAUUUUCAUAUGAAAAAACAAAAUUUCCCCUCAAUUAUUGCAUUUGUCUGGUAUUAUCUCCUGUAUUUUCUUUUUGUAUUAUUAUCUCCCAAGAAAUUUUUGUUUUGGGAGCAUUUUAGGUUUGAUCUUUUGGGGGUUAGUACUACGAUCUUAGAAAUUUUCAUGGUGAAAUGGCAAAAUUCCCCCUCAAUUAUUGUGUU
Messenger RNA from Humulus lupulus (European hop), 2042 nucleotides. RefSeq names its product squamosa promoter-binding-like protein 13A. The coding region runs from base 356 to 1612 and encodes 418 amino acids. Lineage: Eukaryota; Viridiplantae; Streptophyta; Magnoliopsida; Rosales; Cannabaceae. The transcript has 4 exons. The record is from RefSeq and is a predicted model, not a curated record. Gene Ontology annotation, molecular function: DNA binding. Gene Ontology annotation, cellular component: nucleus.